Lachancea lanzarotensis is the source of this 1374-nucleotide messenger RNA. It is a transcript of the gene CHM7, whose product is annotated as LALA0S10e04720g1_1. The record is from RefSeq and is a predicted model, not a curated record. Lineage: Eukaryota; Fungi; Ascomycota; Saccharomycetes; Saccharomycetales; Saccharomycetaceae. Bases 1 to 1374 code for a protein of 457 amino acids. The transcript has a single exon.
AUGAAAAGCAAGCUACUGCCCGAAUCGAGGAUAAAUUCGCUUUAUUCCGACUUCCGGAACCUUAAAGAGUUGAAUACAGAAGGAUAUGAAGCUAACAUCAGGAACUGGAGACAAGUUCUUCUGGAAGAGUUGCUGGCAGGGGAAGUGAUACUCGAGACUGGGCCUGCGCUUUUGGAAGCACUAAGUGACCCACAGGUAGGGCAGCCAAGAAGCCUCGAUGCCGUGUUGGACUUCAUGAUCGCAGAAGGAUCUUUGGUCCCAUUAGACAAGUUUAAGACAGGAGCAAAAGUGAGUUUGAUCUCUACGGUGCUGGAUUGGACUUUUGGUUCUUUCUUACCCAUUCCCCAACGUUCAAGGGGAACCAGGAUUUCGAAUUCAAAGGGCAAUUCAUAUCUGCGACGGGGACAAUAUGCGGUGCUUCCUACUAUCGAGAAAAAGUACGGUCCAUUGCAUUUGGCCAUCGUGGAACGGAUCUGUAAGAAGGCAGUAAGAUAUUCGGAUCUGGUCUUUUCCAGAGGCAACUUUUGCAAGAAAGUAGGUUUUGCUGGUCAUUUAAAAGAUUGGGCAGCCUACGAGACCAUGCUUGCGUACAUGGAUCACUACAAAAGCAUUAUAGUCACAGAUCUAACGACAGUCAAAGUGCGAGGAUUUGAAGUCAGUGGCAUCAUUUCAAAAUUUGAGGCAUCGACCAUCAGUGUCGACGACCAAGAGAUUGCGUCUGUAAAAGAUGCACGACAACAGUUGAAAACCCAGAUCUCGCACCUGGAAAGCAGGAUCAAAGACUCCAAAAGCCUGCUACGUGAAAAUAUCAAAGAUGAAAAGCCCAAAGAUCUCCUCAAGAUGCGAUUGCAGACCCACAAACUCUUGGAAAAAAAUCUCAAUGUGGCGUCUAAAAACCUCGCCAACGUUGAAGCAUUACUGCUGGAUAUUGAGGCCGCAAUCGACAGGGUGCAAUUGAAACAUGUUUUCGAACGAUCUAGAGAUGUUUUGAUGAGCCUUUCUUCCCAACUAGGGAGCUUGGACGAGGUCGAAAAGCUGGUUGAUGAUAUCAAUACUGAGAAGUUGAAGGGCAAAGACAUUGACAGAGUAUUUGAAGCAGAACUUAAUGGCAGGCAUGACGACGAAAUAGAGGAGGAAUUACAGAGAAUGGAUGCAGAAAUGAAGCUGGAGGAGCAGGUUCUCCAAAAACUCUCGGGAUUGAAAGUUUCUACGGACAUAGCACCGCACAAUGCGAAAGAAGACGAGCAAACAGCAAUAAAUCGGGAUGAACAAUCAUCAGUUAAAGAAGAGGAGCAGGCAGCAUCGGCAGAGCUUGACCAGUCGGCGACUGAGCACGAAGAGCGAACCCAUGAACAACAACCACUUGCGAUAUAA